AGCGAGUCGGUCUUAGCAAGGCGACCUGCUCUGUACUUGUAAGAACUCCAACAAGGGGCACUACUGUUUAAUACAGUAGAAGAAACCAGCCAAAGAAUGAACAUCUAUUUUCAUCCUAGUUUCAUAAGAACACCAUGCAGCCACUCAAGCUUUCAUAUGUGACCAGAAAAUUACACAUACCUUCCCUCGUCCUUGCUCUUGUGCUGCUCAUCGGCUUGCCCUCUACCACCAGAUCCUGCAACCAGCAGGAGAAGACCUCCCUUUUCCAGUUCCUCGCCGAGCUCACACAGGAUGGUGAUCUCGCCACGUCCUGGCACAACAACAAGGACUGUUGCACAUGGGAAGGGAUCACCUGUAACAUGGAUGGGAGGGUUACGGCAGUCUCGCUGGCUUCCAGGAGUCUUCAGGGCCACAUUUCACCUUUUCUUGGUAACCUCACCGAAUUACUGCACAUCAACCUGUCAAACAAUCUGCUGUCUGGUGGACUGCCGAAGGAGCUGGUGUCUUCUGGCAGCAUAAUCGUCAUCGACAUCAGCUUUAACCGCCUGGAUGGAGAACUGCAGUUAUCCUCUUCCACCGCUUACCAGCCACUGAAGGUACUGAACAUCUCCAGCAAUUUGUUUACAGGGCAGUUUCCAUCCUCCUCCACAUGGGAGGUGCUGAAAAACCUGGUUGCACUCAAUGCUAGCAACAAUAGCUUCACUGGGCAGCUACCAACUCAUUUCUGUACCAGCUCGCCGUCCUUGGCUAUUCUUGAACUCAGUUACAACCAAUUCAGUGGGAACAUUCCCCCUGGACUUGGUCGUUGCUCUAUGUUAAGAGUGCUCAAGAUUGGUCAUAACAGCCUCAGCGGGACUCUUCCAGGCGAACUCUUCGAUGCUACCUCGCUGGAGUUACUCUCUUUUCCCAGGAACGAUUUACAAGGGACACUGGAAGGCCAAAAUUUUGUCAAACUCAGUAACCUAGCUGCCCUUGAUCUGGGAGAGAACAACUUCAGUGGCAAGAUUCCAGAGUCUAUAGGCAACCUGAGGAGAUUAAAAGAACUCUAUUUGAAUGAUAACAACAUGUAUGGGGAGCUACCGUCAACUCUGACCAACUGCACAGAUCUCAUAAUCAUCGGACUCAAGUGCAACAAUUUCAGUGGAGAACUCGCCAAGGUCAAUUUCUCCAACCUAGCCAAAUUGAAAACUUUAGAUCUCAUGCAGAACAGGUUCAGUGGAAAAAUUCCAGAAAGCAUUUACUCAUGCAGCAAUCUAAAUGCACUGCGACUAUCUUCAAAUAACUUCCAUGGACAGUUAGCAAAAGGACUAGACAAACUGAAGUCCCUCUCCUUCCUGUCAAUUGGUAAAAACAGUCUCACAAAUAUAACAAAUGCACUUCAGAUUCUUAGAAGCUCCAAGAACCUCACUACAAUUCUUAUUGGGCACAACUUCAUCCAUGAGCCCAUGCCAGAGGAUGACAUAAUUGAUGGUUUUGAGAAUCUUCGGGUUCUUGCCAUAAAUGAUUGCUCAUUAUCUGGACAAAUACCUCAGUGGUUAUCAAAGCUCAAAUAUUUGGGGAUAUUAUUUCUACACAACAAUCGAUUAGCUGGACCAAUACCUGACUGGAUCAGUAGCCUAAAUUCCCUUUUCUAUAUAGACAUAUCAAACAACAGCCUUACAGGAGAAAUCCCAGCAGCCUUAAUGCAGAUGCCAAUGCUAAAAUCAGGCAAAACGGCACCAGAGGUCUUUGAGUUGCCGGUUUAUUACAAGGGCCUACAACUACAAUACCUUACGCCCGGUGCUUUUCCUAAAGUGCUGAAUUUAGGCAUGAAUAACUUCACUGGUGUGAUCCCUGAGGAGAUCGGCCAAUUACAGGCACUCCUUUCGCUCAAUUUAAGCUCCAACAAAUUAUCUGGCGAGAUCCCACAAUCGAUUUGUACCCUCAUGAGCCUACAGGUGCUUGACUUGUCCAACAAUCAUCUCAACGGUACAAUUCCAGACGCACUGAAUAAUCUACACUUCCUUUCUAAAUUCAACAUCUCUAAUAAUGACCUAGAAGGCCAUAUUCCAACGAGGGGGCAGCUUGGCACAUUUCCAGAAUCUAGCUUUGAUGGAAACCCAAAAUUGUGUGGCCCUAUGGUUGAAAACCAUUGCGGUUCAGCAGAAGCACGUCCAGUCUCCAUUGUCUCCACAAAACAAAGUGGCAGUAAGGUCAUCUUUGCAAUCACCUUUGGUGUUUUCUUUGGACUAGGAGUGCUAUAUGAUCAGAUAGUCUUGUCCAGAUAUUUUGGCUAAACCUACUUCAGUUGGAGUGGGACAUAAUAUUGUGCCCUGCCUUGUAGUAUGCAACAGAGGCUGAGGCUAGCAGCAAACAUCUACUCCCUCCGUCUGGAAAUAAGUGACUUGGAUUUGAAUCUAUACAAAUCCAAGUCACUUAUUUCCAGACGGAGGGAGUACAAUCUUUCUAAUUGUCACUUAUCAUCAUUCCAAACCAUGAUGUGAUCUCACUUCAGCAAAACUCAGUCUCUCUGGAAGCAGUGUUUUAUCAACAACAUUCGGUCUUGACUCCCAUUUCCAGACACUAGAAUUGGAAGGAAUUGAAACGGUGGACCAACUGCCAGAUAGGUAGAAAGUAGAAACAAUCUGGAACUAUGUAAUCUGAAAAUGAUUGGAAGGCGAGGAACUUCAGUGAUAUGAAAAAUGAUUUUUGGAGAAUGUGCGGUUAUUUGUUAACAUUUAUGUGGAAUAGCGAAAUUGUUAUGGACACCAAUGCACAGCCAUGGUUUCACUGCGUGUAACUUGUAAUUUAGCAUGAUAACAUGCACAUUGAUAUUUUAGAGCUGUACCAAAUAA
Messenger RNA from Brachypodium distachyon (stiff brome), 2834 nucleotides. RefSeq names its product receptor like protein 3. The coding region runs from base 135 to 2276 and encodes 713 amino acids. The transcript has a single exon. The record is from RefSeq and is a predicted model, not a curated record. Lineage: Eukaryota; Viridiplantae; Streptophyta; Magnoliopsida; Poales; Poaceae. Gene Ontology annotation, molecular function: protein binding.